AUGCCCUCCCCUCCCCUCCCUGUCGAGAUAUGGGAGGAUACCAUCGACGCCCUCGCCGCCGCACACGAAUUCGAAUCCGUCGCCGUCUGCGCAAGGGUCUGCACGCAGUGGCUCCCCCGGAGCCGCCUCAACAUCUGGCACGAGGUGUACCUGAACACGAUCGAUCAGCUCGCCUCGGUCCGCCACGCCCUCGAAUGUACCCCCCAGCUUCGCGGGAUCGUCCACUCAGUCCACCUCCAUCUGAUGCGCGGCCAACGGCAAGACCCUGCUCUGUUCAACAGUGCGCCGGUGGUCCUUCUGCCGUACCUGCCAUAUGUGGAAGUCUGGACAUUCGAGGCAUUCUGGGCUUUCGGUGUGCCCGGGUUUCGAUCUUUCUCGCGCUUCUCUAUGGCCUGCUUCAGGCAGUACUCGUCCAUAAAGACUCUGGAGAUCAAGGGGGUGCAAUUGGCGACGCCUCUGCAUCUGUAUCGACUCGUGGCCAGCUUUCCCAAACUCCAGGUGCUCCGGUUGGCCUCCAUCAUGUGGGGAAAGAACGCAGACGACCCCGCCCUGCCGAGCUCGCGCAUGAGCAUUGCGUCUCUCCAGGAGCUCAAGUCCCUCUACUACAGCGACCCACCUGUCAAAAGGUUUCACGGGCACACUGGUUACGUGGAAAGACUUGUUAUCUCCCCCUCGGGAGUGUGGGCCGCAAGUGUUGGCAUAUGCAAUUCCUCCGGCUGGAGCUUCAACUUCAUCAUCUGGAACACCGAGUCAGAAAAGCUGGUACUCGAGCGAUGGUACGACACCUACGGUGUUAACUUGUUCUUGGUCUCGUUCGCACCUACAGAGGCGCUGUGCGCGUGGAGGCGCCCAUCCCACGGAGUAGAUAUCUUCAGGCUCCCUUCACAAAGCGAGGUGGCAGCGGGACAAAGAGUGCGGAAGGUCGGGUGCAUCAAGGUCGGUGGCCACCACCACUACGUCGAUCACACCUGGCGGCCGGACGGGACGCAGCUGGUGGUGUUGACGUUGUUCGGGAGCCUUGAGGUCUGGGAUGCAGUCACUCUUACCCUCGUCCAGUCAUUUCCCAGUCCGAGCCACAUCUUACCGAUCCGCAUCAACAACGACCCCACGUACGACCCGUCGUUCAUCCGGAUCUCCAACGACGACCGCUUCGUCCUGCACGUCUGUACGUUUACUCCGAUGCCUGGCCCACGACAACGGUGCAUCCUCGUCCACGACCUCGUCACCGGGGUCUGCCAUUCUCCAUUCCCCUCCCCGGACGCCCCCACCCCGUUCUGCUUCGAACCCGUCAUCCAAGCCGUCCUGCGGAGAGAUCCGGCUCGGCCACACGUUCAGCAAGUGGUCGUCGUUCGGGACGACGCCCCCAUCGUCAUGCUCGCCGACGUUGGCACCGACUCUUCCCUCGGAGGCCCGGUGUCAUUGACCCUCGACAUCGAGCCGACACAACCACACCGCGGGCUUCUCUUCCAAGUCUCGGCCAACGGCCACCGCGUCCUCCACACGCACGACACCGCACUCUGCACGACGUACUCGGUGUUCGACGUCGGGACCGGGCUCGCGGUCUCCUCCGUCUCGUUCAAAAACGCUCUCCAGGGCUACCGCCGCGGGGUGCUGUCCCCCGACGGCAGGCAUGUGGUGUUGCUGGCGUUGUCUUACCAUAAGAUGUGGCUGUGGCACGUCGAUGACGGAACUCUGCAUCGGAUCCAGGGGACGAUGGGCUGCCGGGAGUGGACAGCCGCUGAGUUCUCCGGGGAUGGCGCGACGCUGGGGCUGGGGUAUUCGGACGGGACUGUUUCGUUUCAUAUCGUUCAAGACAUAGUUCGCGGACAGACCUAG
Epithele typhae is the source of this 1836-nucleotide messenger RNA. RefSeq lists its product as uncharacterized. Bases 1 to 1836 code for a protein of 611 amino acids. The transcript is spliced from 3 exons. Lineage: Eukaryota; Fungi; Basidiomycota; Agaricomycetes; Polyporales; Epitheliaceae. The record is from RefSeq and is a predicted model, not a curated record. Gene Ontology annotation, molecular function: protein binding.